AUAUAACAGUUGUGAUAAGAAAAAAAAGACUUUGAAUAUUAAAAAGAAAAAGAAACUAUCGUUUAUUGUUGUUGAGAAACCAAACGAUGAAAAUCUUAUUAACGAUGAUGUGACAAAAAAGAUGCCUUCACAUUGUAUAGAUCAUGGUCCAAAUGGUCUCUUCAAUUUCUAUAAUGAUGAAAUCGUUUAUGUUAACAAAAUGAUCGAAAAUCUUUUGAAAACAUCGGAAGCUAGCUCGUUAAUCGUUUGUGGUGAUGCGGGUGUGGGCAAAACAAAAUUGAUUGAAACUUGUCUCGCAUCGUUUCCGCUAUUAACAUCAUCAUCGAAUCGUAUGAACAAUACGGACAAUUUCAGUGCCAAUAAUUUUAAUCAUCUAAAAGUUGCCUUAUUCAAAUUCGAUGGCGCCAUCCACGGCAAAGAUGAUUUAGUAACAAUACGUUCGAUCGGACGACGUUUUUUGACUGAAAAUUAUCAAAAUUUUCGUUCGAUUAUUGUAUUGGAUAAUUUUGAUGUGUUCUGUCGAAAACAACAGACUCUUCUUUACAAUCUAUUGGAUUUAACUCAACAUGGCCAAUCGAUUUUGGUCAUCGGCAUUACUCGACGACUUGAUUAUCUUGAACUUUUAGAAAAACGGGUCAGAUCACGACUAACACAACGUGUCGUUCAUCUAGUAUCACCAUUCAAACAUUACGAUUUAUACAAAACUUGUUGCAUGUCUAGGAUAGAGCAGCUAUGCCAAGAGAAUCCAGCAUUGAAAACGAAUUUCAUUGCCAAUAAUUCAUCAAUAGAGAUCGAACUGACUAGAUCGUUUGCAAUCAAUCCCAAUUUUGAUGAAAUCAAUCGUAUUAUCUUUGAAUAUUCAUUUUUUUACGGACCCGAUGACAAUGAUAACAGUAAUUCCGAAAUCGACGAAGAAAAUAGCAAAAAUAUAAAACUAGCUGAUCCACAAAUCAUAGCUAUAUUACGAUUAAAAAAGAAUGAUCUCAUAUUGUUGAUAAUUCUUUUACGUCAAUUACGAAACGAAGAUGUUAAAAUAUUCACUUGUGCAGAUCUAUUCAAUUGGAGCAUUGGUUAUUCGUUAUUGCGCAAAACACGAAUGGGAAUGAUUAUAAAAUCUACGAACAAUCUAAUUGGUGCCGAUAUGAUCAUUCGUGAAUCGGAUUGUUAUUUUCGACGAAAAACAUCUAAGAAAAAUGACAUUGCCUGCAUUAAUAAAUGGACCAAAUUGGUGCCAAAUGUUUCCGAACAACAUUUAGAUCAAUUUAUCAAAGACUUUGACCAUAUUUUACCACAAGCAAUCAAACGGCUUUGGUGAUUGAAAUGAUUUGUUUUUUAAUCUAAAAAAAAUUGAAAUAAGAAAAAUCCACUGUUUUUAUUCAUUUCAAAAA
This is a messenger RNA of Dermatophagoides pteronyssinus (European house dust mite), 1388 nucleotides long. RefSeq names its product origin recognition complex subunit 4 (gene Orc4). Gene Ontology annotation, molecular function: ATP hydrolysis activity; DNA replication origin binding; ATP binding. NCBI's taxonomy places the organism in Eukaryota, Metazoa, Arthropoda, Arachnida, Sarcoptiformes, Pyroglyphidae. The record is from RefSeq and is a predicted model, not a curated record. Gene Ontology annotation, biological process: DNA replication; DNA replication initiation. Gene Ontology annotation, cellular component: nucleus; nuclear origin of replication recognition complex.